AUGGACCAAGUCGAGUCCACGGUCCUCAAGGAAGCGUUCGUCGCUGCGGCUCGGGAGGAUCACCUCGAGGUCGUGCGGACUCUACGACUCGAGUUCCGGAGCUCUCGGACAGGGCGGCGCGAGUACGAGGCGGGAGUCAUCGUCAAGGACGCAAUUGUCGCUGCGGCUCGAGCUGGACACCUGGCGAUUGUCAAGUAUCUGCUCAAGGACCUCCCAGAGCGCGACUUUGGCAUUCGCUGGCGCAUUCUGGACGAAGGAGCGGCCCAUGGACAUCUCCGGGUGGUCGAAUUCGGAGCAGAGUUGACGACGCAGUUCAGGGAUUUGACUCACGAGUACAGCGACGCCUUGCGUCGAGCCACCUCUGGCGGGCACCUUGAAGUGGUGAAGUACCUUUUGAAGCCAGGGAAGUUUACGUGGAGAUAUCUCAACGCUCUGGAGCACGCGGUAGCCGUCAAGCAGCGAGCGAUCGCCGAGUUGAUUUAUCGGCGGCUCGAACAGCAGUGUGGUUGCGAUAUCGUGCUUGACCUCGUGGAGUCUGGCAAAUUUCAAGUUGUCCGGUUCCUCUGCAGCAACGACCUUGUCGACACGAAGUUGUUUGAAGCUGCGUUCAUUAAAGCGGCAUCUCUGGGCUCAGUUGAUGUUCUGGAGUUCUUACUGAAGUGCAAAGGUGUCUCGUCCGAGGUGUCUGACAAGGCGUUCGUGAGAGCAGCCUCAGCCGGAAUCGUCACUACCAUGGAGUUCCUCUAUGGUAAGGGCCAAGUCUCUCGAGAGGCGCUGCUGGCGACAUUCGAGAGCUCAAGGAGUGCUGCCGUGGUGGAGUUUGUGUACGACGAAGUGGAAGGACUCCCAGUUGAGAGCGUGUGCUUAGCUGUGGAAAACGCUGCCUUUUGUGGCUCCAUUAACGGCGUGGAUUACUGUCCUGGAGAAGACCAGUGCAAGAUCCUGCAGUUCUUAAGUAACCGGGAGUGCAUCCCGCCUGAGAUCGUGAAUAAAGUGUUCACGGAAGCCACGCAGAGCUUGCAGCCUGUCGUAUUGAUGGGGUUAAGCCACGACAAAGCACUUGAGUCUGAGCUGAUUGGGGACGCGUUUGUUCGAGCUGCGGAGAGUGGGUGCUUAGAGCUGGUGGCGGCUUGGCUCGGCCUUCCGUGUAUCUCCGGUGAUGUGGUCAUUGCAGCAUUUAACUCAGCCACAGCCUGUGAUCGCCGAGACAUUGUCGCGAUACUGUUUGACGUACCGGGUACGAAAAGAAGUGUCCAGGAGCAGGCUGUUGUCACCGCGGCGAGAUGUAGCUGUGCGAGGGUGCUCAAGUAUAUUUGCGAUCGUGGAGACUGGCCGGUGGAAGUCCUCGAGAAAGCACGCGGUUUGGCACAUAGCAAGAAGAUCAAGAAAUUCCUGGACAAGAAACUUAAUCUCCGCUCCGAGCCGGGAAAUACCCCGAUAAGCAGGUUCGACAAAGAUGGCAGCUUCGUAGGUUAA
Phytophthora sojae is the source of this 1476-nucleotide messenger RNA. RefSeq lists its product as hypothetical. NCBI's taxonomy places the organism in Eukaryota, Oomycota, Peronosporomycetes, Peronosporales, Peronosporaceae. Bases 1 to 1476 code for a protein of 491 amino acids. The record is from RefSeq and is a predicted model, not a curated record. The transcript has a single exon.